Messenger RNA from Anopheles cruzii, 6771 nucleotides. Its product is annotated as methylcytosine dioxygenase TET-like. NCBI's taxonomy places the organism in Eukaryota, Metazoa, Arthropoda, Insecta, Diptera, Culicidae. The record is from RefSeq and is a predicted model, not a curated record. Gene Ontology annotation, biological process: oxidative demethylation; positive regulation of transcription by RNA polymerase II. Bases 1 to 6771 code for a protein of 2256 amino acids. The transcript has 12 exons. Gene Ontology annotation, cellular component: nucleus. Gene Ontology annotation, molecular function: DNA 5-methylcytosine dioxygenase activity.
AUGUACCAUUUGGAGAAAGCCAAAUUUGUGAGUGGCCGCGGUCGUAAGGCACUGAAUCUCGGCGCCACCCCGAAGAACGCUCCCCCGAACGCCGCCGUCAGCCCGGCCCCGGCUUCGCUCCCGCACCCGUCGCCGAACACGACCACCGGCACACCGUCGACGCCAAAUGCGGUGCAGGUGCAGCAGGCGAACCAGGUGCAACAGCAGCAGCAGCAGCAGCAGCAACUGGUGACUGUCACCGGGGCCCAGACCAACAGCGGCGGCAACAGCAGCGCCGCCGGCUCAGGAGCAGCAGCGCCGCCACCGAACAGUGCCCUGCUAGCCAGCGCCGGCCAGAGUCAGCACCAGCACCAGCAGCACCAGCAUCAGCAGCAGGCCCAACUGCAGCAGCACCUCGCCCGCCAUCCCCCUAUACCAGGCGCUCCACCCCCCGGCGGCGGAGGAGGCGGCACGGGCCUCCAACAGCAACAGCAGCAACAGCAGCAUCAGCAGCAACACCUGGCGCAGUCCAUAGUCAUCAAGAGCGAAGCGGGCGACAACACCAUGAAGGAUCAGCCGCAGCAACCGAUGGCCCCGAUGGCGUUCUAUCCAACCUGGCAGGCCGACCCGUCGCAGGGCUGGCAGAACCAGUUCAUCCAGCAGAUCCCACAGAACACACCCGCAAUCACGCCCCUCAACUCCCUGGAGUUCCAGCCGCAGGGCUACGCCGCGUACCAACCGAACGGCUACGUCCAGACGGCCGGCAUCGGGUUCGAUCCGAACUACGGCCGUACGUACGCCGCCCCGCCGGCGGCCGUCCAGCGCUACGACUUCCAGGCGGCGGCCAACCAGAUCGCCGCCCCGAUCAACCAGGUGUCGCUGCAGAGCGUCAGUUUCGCGCCGACCGUCACGUACGCCGGCCAGGUCCCGGCGUCCGCAGACCACCAGUUCCAGCUGCAGCUGCAACAGCAACAGCAGCAGCAGCAGCAGCAAAAGUCGGCGGUGGCCGCAUCGUCCGCCACGUCCGCCGCCGCUUCGGCGGCGUCCGCGUCGUUGUCGGGAAACGACAUGCCUGGAUAUCCACGGGUGAGCAGCGUACCGCCGCGCUCACUCAACUGUAAUGGAUAUUCAGGCCAACAGGAAUACAGCGGUCCCCAGCAACAACAAACCACAACGACGGCGUCGCCGACGGCAACGACCAGCAGUAGUACCGUGGCACUACCACCAACUAGUGUCGCCAGCAACACUGCUGCUCCUCCGUCUGCUUCAACGUCCUCGUCGGCCGGCACGGGCUCAGCCGGCGGUGGCGGAUCCACCAGCAGCAACAACAACAACAUGCACCCACCGGGCGGUGGUGUUCCGCAGUCCCCGAACCGCAUGCAGCAGCAACCACCGCGGCCCAACUCGAACCAGCUCUACGCCCAACAGUCCCCCAAUCCGUACAACGGCGGCGGCAGUGGUGGAAGUCUGCAACAGUCCCCGAGCCACAACGGGAACACCUCGUACACGAGCGGCAUGCACACUCCCUCGCCGAUGUCAGACAAUCAGCAGCAGCAGCAGCAGCAGCAGCACCUACAGCAGUCCCCGAGUCACUUGCAGCAGCAGCAAACCGAUUGGGGCUGGACUCAGCAGCAGCAGCAACAGCAACAAUCCGGUGCGGAUCUGUUCAGUCAGUCCGAUCGCGUCAAUCUGAAUUCGCGCCUCAAAACGAUGAUCAUGAACAAGAGCGCUGACCCGAAGGAUGCGCUCGGCGGCGGCCAUCUUGUCGGCCAUCACCAGCAGCAGCAGACUGGUGGCGGAUCGGCCAACCCACAGGCAGCCGGUCAUUUUUUAUCGUAUAGCCACCAUCUCCGUGACAGUCUAACGCCAACACACCACCUGGCUCCGGGCUCCGGCCAGGUGGGUCAGUCCCAGGGGUCGUCAGCCCAGCAGCAGCAGCAGUCACCGCCGAGCGUUACGCCGGCUGGCGGCAUGAUGGCACCCGGGGGAGGCGAUAGCAACAGCAACAGCAGCAGUGGUACUACCCCGAACGAAGGAGGCGGUGGUACCACUCUCGGCGGAGAUGGUGGCGCAUCGGGAGGACUGAUCGGCGGGAUGGGGAACCUCGUCGAUCCGAACUGGAAGCAGCACCCCGGCGGGGGCAACACCGUGGCCCCCGGCAACGGCAACAGCAACAGCAAUAGUAGUAGUAACGUCAAGUCACCGCUUGACCACCACCAUCAGCAGCAGCAGCAGCAGCAUCACCUGCAGCAGCAGCAACAACAUCAGCAGCAGCACCAUCACCUACAUCACGAUCUGCUGGUCGGUGGUGGUGACCUACACCAAACCACGAAGCACUCGGUUUUUGAGCAGAAGCAGCAACUAAUCGACAAGAAUAAUGGCGACCCCGGAGGCGGAGGUCUCGGGUCGCCCAGCAGCCUCGACCUGAAGCCGAAGAUGGGCAAGUCGUCGGCGUCGUCGUCGCCCUCCUCAGGGGGCUCACCAUCCACAGGCUCGAAAGCUAAAAAGGGCGACAAGCACGGCAAGCAAUCGAAGAGCAGCCAACAGCAGCAACAACAUCAUCACCUCGAUCCAUCGCUGGACCCGGGUAAGGGCUACUCGAGCUUUAUGCACCACGAACACCAUCACCUGCAGCAGCACCAGCAGCAGCACCAGUAUGCGCCGCACCUCAACCAAACAUAUCCCGGCGGUGGAUCGACGACCUCGAACGGCAGCGGCGGAUACUCUCCCGCAGCCGGUUCGUCGAUGAUGCUGGACUCGGCGGCAGUCAAGGGUGGCAGUUUGCUGGACGACAAGGGUCCGCUGAACCGGUUCCGGCACGACACGCUCGCCAGUGGCUUCAAUAGCACCAGCACCAACCUGCACCAGGGAACCGCUUUCCAUCACCCGUCGGCCGGUGCACCGCCGUCCAACUACAACCUGAUGGCGGUCAAGAAGGAACCGGGCCUCCUGCUGGACGGCAGCGGAGGAGCAGGAGGAGGCGACGGCGGGAGUCAAUCCGCGGCGGCGGCCCUCGGAAAGUUUGACGGUGGUGGCGGUGGCGGCUACGAGAAGAACUAUCAGAACUUUAUCCGCUACGGUGACUACGGAGGGUGCACCGAUAACGGGGCGUCGCAGGCAGCACAGUCGCAGGUGCCGGGCGCAGCGGCCGACUAUAACAGCUACUACUCACCGUACGCGGCCGCCGCCGGAGGCUACUCGAGCUACGGUGGUCAGAACUAUCCGAACUACCACAACCACCAGGCGACCGGUGGCGGCGGCGGCGGUGGGUUCGGUGCAGGUGGAGCCGGCGCCGGUGACGUGAACCCGCUGCUCCUGCCGGCGAUGGCCGCCACCAGCAGCCCGAUAGCGCACCAGACCAACUUCGAGCAGCAGAUUCCGGCCCACACGUACCCGAUCCCGAAGAACAGCAGCCUCACGGCAGCGGCCAGUGAAGGCGGUGUCCCGAUCAAGCUCGAAACGGACGACUCGGGAGCGUACCUGGGACUCGGAGUAGGUGCCGGAACGUCCCUCGAACCACCCGGAACGAACCCCACUGUGGCGGAAGGUUCCACGGAGGGUAGUGGUGGCAGCGGCGGUGGGUCCAGCACCGGCACUCCGUCCGGUGGUACGACCGGUAGCACCACCAACACGACGACGACCACCACCACCACCACAACCACCAGCAGCAGCAGCAGCAAGUCCAAGUCGAAGAAGGGUGACAAGAAGGACAAAAGCAAGGACAGCCACGGUGGGGCGGAUGGUCCCGAGGGUAAAGCAGAAGGUGGCAGCAGCACCACCACCACGUCCAAGAGUGGCGGUGGAAGCAAAAGCAAGAAGGAUUCGAAGAGUAACGUCAAGAAGGAACCGCUCGAUCCGGCCCAGAAGGCGGACGAAGACAAGCUGGAGAAGUCACACAAACCGGAAGCGCCCGAUUGCGAUUGCUUCAGCGGUGGCACCGACAAGGCACCGUCGGAACCGGGCAGCUACUACACGCACCUCGGUUGCGCGGCCACGCUCGAGGAGCUACGCCGGGAGACGGAGAGCCGGGUGGGGCUGACGGGCAAGCAGCUGCGGAUCGAGAAGGUCGUGUACACGGGCAAGGAGGGCAAAUCGAGCCAGGGCUGCCCGAUCGCCAAAUGGGUCAUCCGGCGGGUCGACCAGGAGGAGAAGCUCCUGUUCGUCGUGAAGCGCCGGCAAGGGCACCGGUGCCGGGCGGCGUACAUUGUGAUCUGCAUCGUCGUGUGGGACGGCAUUCCGGCGCACGAGGCGGACAGCGUCUACCGGAUGCUGUCGGUGAAGCUGAACAAGUUUGGCCUGCCCACCGUGCGGCGCUGUGCCACGAAUGAGAACCGAACCUGCGCUUGCCAAGGGCUCGAUCCGGAAUCGUGCGGCGUGUCGUACAGCUUCGGGUGCAGCUGGUCGAUGUACUACAACGGGUGCAAGUACGCCCGCUCGAAGACGGUCCGCAAGUUCCGGCUGUCGGUGAAGAACGAGGAGGCGGAGAUCGAGGAGCGGAUGAACGUGCUGGCCACGAUGCUGAGCCCGCUCUACGUGACCGUCGCCCCGCAAGCCUUCCAGAACCAGGUGCAGUACGAGCGGGAGGCGCCCGACUGUCGGCUUGGCCUGAAACCGGGCAAACCCUUCUCCGGUGUGACGUGCUGUUUGGACUUUUGUGCCCACACGCACCGCGAUCUGCACAACAUGCAGGACGGGUGCACGGUGCAGGUGACGCUCCUGAAACCGCUGCCACCGGGCGUAAAGCCGGACGACGAGCAGCUCCACAUCCUGCCACUCUACACGAUGGACACGACGGACGAGUUCGACAGCGAGGAGGGCCAGAAGAAGAAGCACGAUACGGGCGCGGUGCAGGCGCUGGAGAAAUUCCAAACGGAGGUGCGUGUCCGCUCGACUCCGCUGCAACCGUGCCGGCGGCACGGGAAGAAGCGUGGCAACGGCAAGGACGAAAAGCUCGGCAAGGACGGUUCGGACGGUGGGGGCACGGCCCCGGAAACGCCACCGCCACCACCGCCACCGACGAAGAAGGAGAGCAAAUCGAAGAGCAAAAAGUCGUCCUCAUCGUCGUCCGGCUCGACGACGGCGGCCGCGAACGGCGACGUAGCGUCCCCGGGAGGGGCCGGUGGAAGUCAGAGCGGCGGCGGCGGCGGAGGGUCAUCGUCCGGUGCCGGGUCACCGAGAGCCCUGACGCCCGGUAGCCAAAAGAGCGCCGGUGGCGGUGGCGGCAAGACGAUCGGCGUUGGUCCCGCAUCCGGCAACGGUGGUUCGCUGGGUGUGGCCACUGCCGCCGUGGGAGUGCUGGGAGACAAGUUGUCUCCGAUGCACGGGGCUGGCACGGUGCCAACGCUCCUGGCCGGUGGAUUACCACAGGCCGUGGCCGCCGGUAACAACACGAGCGCCUUCACGGCACCGGGCAACGCGAUCAACUCGCCGAACGCGGCCACCAACAGCACGCUGAUCGAUAUGGCGUCAAUGAUCGACAACUUUACUGACGCCCAGCUCCAGUCGAACCAGAUCUCGAGCACGGUCCUCGAUUCGCCGUACAGCUACGACUACAACACCGGCCAGUACAUCGACAACCGGCAGUACUACAACAACUGGCCGACGGAUUACUACGGGAACCCGCGAGGCGGUGACCCGAGCAAGCUGGGGCUGGGGCGCAACGAGGAGAUCCCGGACACGACCACUCGGCCGGGUAGUAACAGCAGCAACUCGGCGUUCAGUCCCAGCAUCCCGGAUCCGACGAAAACGCCGACACCGAUCCAUAUGGACGACUACGGGACAACCAAGCUCGGUGCGCAGGCGCAACAGCAACAACAGCAGCAGCAGCAACAGCAUCAAUCGCAGCAGCAACAACAUCCGGCGCAGCAGCAGACGCAAAACACGUACCACACGCUGCAGCAACCGGAGCAGGGCUUCGUGAAGCCGAAACCGCCGGACUACAACCCGGCGGCGGCGGCCGGUUACGGGUACCACCAUGCGAACACGGCGAUGAGCUACGGUUACCACCCCCACCACCAUCCGCCGUAUCACCAUCACCACCACCACCACACGCCGUACGAUCCGUAUCAGAACUACAACUACGGGUAUCCGCCGCAGACCUACCACCAUCAUGCCGCUGCCGCUGCGAGCUACCACAACAUGUACCCGGCCUCCGCCCAGACGCAGCUCCCGGGCACGGGGCCAGCACCGCCGCCCCCACCGACGGCCGUCAUCCCGGCGCCACCGCCACCGUCCAACUGGAACCUCUAUCCGGCGCACAUCGGAUCGGCACCGACGCAGCUUCACGUGGCGGCCGCCACCGGAGCCGGCGUCCACCAUGGUGGUGGUGGCAAGCAGUCGGCGGUGGUGCCCAGUGUACCGUCCGUACCGAAGGAAACGCUCGGCGAGGUGACGGAAACGAACGAGAACGUGGACUGCUUCGAGGACCCGCAGAUGGGCGGUGUGGCGAUUGCGCUGCCCCACGGGAGCGUCAUCAUCGAGUGUGCGAAGCUCGAGAUGCACUCGACGACGGCGGUCAAGAAGCCGAACCGGUUGAAUCCGACGCGCAUGACGCUCAUCUUCUACCAGCACCGGAACCUGAACCGGCCCAAGCACGGAAUCGCCGAGUGGGCCGAGAAGAUGCGGCUCAAGAAGCUGGGCAUCCCGACGAACGAUCCGAUCGACGACAAGGACAUGCUGCUGGAGGACGCGGACAUCAAGGCGGAACCGCUCGACGAGCUGCACCACCUGCACCACCGGCACCACAUGGGUGAUGAACAUGACAUGAUGGACGUGGAAUAUCCGGGUGUCUAG